Molecule: messenger RNA, 3896 nt
Organism: Monodelphis domestica (gray short-tailed opossum)
Lineage: Eukaryota; Metazoa; Chordata; Mammalia; Didelphimorphia; Didelphidae
Gene: HOXA7
Product: homeobox A7
Biological process (GO): regulation of transcription by RNA polymerase II; anterior/posterior pattern specification
Cellular component (GO): nucleus
Molecular function (GO): DNA-binding transcription factor activity, RNA polymerase II-specific; RNA polymerase II cis-regulatory region sequence-specific DNA binding
Source: RefSeq, a predicted model, not a curated record
UGAGUGUGUGACUGUGUAGGGGUUGGGGAAAGUAGACUGGAAAACCACUGGGAAAGGGGGGAGUAAGGCUAGAUUUUCCAUUGCACCCACACACACUCCCACCCCACUAAAGCCAAUUUUCCAAAGAGAUAAAGAGAUGCAUUUCCUGGGAAGGGCCCCAAAUUGUCCAUCGCUUCAAGACUAGUUCCUAUUUGCUAGACUAUCCUCUUGCCGCACAGUAUAUGACUUCACUUGCACAAUACAGACCCAUUAGAGGCUCAGUGGGACUGGACUGGCUGAAGGGAUCCUUCCUGAACCCAAUUCACUUUUCUGAUCUGUCCUUGAAGCUGUAGAUCCUACGAUCAGAAAACCUGGCCAGGGGCGCAGGAGGGGAAAGGGAUGUGGUUGGUGUCAGCUCCUUCGCCCAGUUUUGCAGGAGCUCGAUCAUAGAACAAAGAAACGUCAAAACUGGCCUGGAAGAGACCCCCACUUCUCCCAUACGACCAGCAGUUUGGACCGGGGUGGAAGGACACGAAGGAAGUCUCCUCUUUCAGAGAGGCAGAUUCUGGGGGAAGGUGACUCCAAAGACCAAGAAGAGGAGCAGGGGGUGGGGUGGAGCGACAGGAAAAACUUGGGGUCUGAUAAAUCCUUUUUGCAAACUAGGCUCAUUAAUAGAGAGAUUUUCAAUUUCUUACUUUGGGGUGGAAAAUGAGUGCCCCGAUUGCCCUGGCAGAGCUUUUCGGAAACUUUUACUUCAUUUGAGACACAUGGUUCCUGUUUAAUGUAGUGAGUGACUUGUUUUAUUUUAAUAUUUAAUUUUAACUGCGUCUGGAAGGACUGUGCCUUCUUGGCAAGCCCAAAUAGGACAUUCUGCCUGUAACGGGCCAUCGUGGAGAGUGAAAUACUAAAGCCGUCGGACAGCAGUCAUGCAGAGGGGCACCUAUAGCAUCCAGGCUGGCACCUUGCCCAUUCAGUCUCAGUCCUGCAGGAAUCCAGGGAGAGGCCAGGAUGGGUGGGAAGCUGGGAGAGUCAGGUAGGGGAAACCGUGCGGAGGAGAGACAAGAGUCUGGAAGCAGGAGGAAGGAAGGGUGAAGGCAGCAGGGGGUGGGAAAGGGUUGGAUACUGUCUCGGUUUCAGUAAGGGAGAAGCUCUCCGCCUGUGGUCACCCUUAGCAGAGGGACAAGUGUCCAGCGAACCCUGGUCCCGAGGGUGCCCGCACGCCCGGGCAUCGCUGGACCCGCACCCAGGCAGGGCACUGGACGAUCGGCGCACGGAGCGCAUACAUACUCCCUCCCCCGUUUGAACCUCUUCCCCUGCCAUGCUAGGAGGGAGGCUGGAGUCACCCUGAGCUCUACCACCUGUGAUGGAGGAGGAGAUUGGCGGAGGCCGUCAUAUGACCGGUCACGUGCUGGAGGCAAGCUCCGUCCAAAAGAAAAUGGGGUUUGGUGUAAAUCUGGGGGUGUAAUGUUACCAUAUAUCACGCUACCUCGUAAAACCGACACGGGAGCCUGCCGGACAACAAAUCACGGGUCAAAAUUAUGAGUUCUUCGUAUUAUGUGAAUGCGCUUUUUAGCAAAUAUACGGCGGGGGCUUCUCUGUUCCAAAAUGCAGAGCCGACUUCUUGCUCCUUUGCCACCAACUCCCAGAGAAGCGGCUACGGACCCGGCGCGGGCGCCUUCGCCUCCUCAGUGCCCGGCGUGUACAAUGUGAACAGUGCCAUUUAUCCAGGCCCCUUCUCGUCCGGAUACGGCCUGGGCUCAGACGCCUACAACCUGCACUGCUCGUCCUUUGAUCAGAAUAUCCCCGUCCUCUGCAAUGACCUAACCAAAGGCAGCUGUGAGAAAGCCGAGGCGAGCGCCCUGCACAGCCAGGCAGAGACCAAUUUCCGGAUAUACCCUUGGAUGAGGUCUUCAGGUCCGGAUCGCAAGAGAGGCCGGCAGACCUAUACCCGUUACCAGACCCUGGAACUCGAGAAGGAGUUUCAUUUCAACCGCUAUCUGACUCGGCGGCGGCGCAUCGAGAUCGCCCACGCCUUGUGCCUCACCGAAAGGCAGAUCAAAAUCUGGUUCCAGAACCGGAGGAUGAAGUGGAAGAAGGAGCACAAGGACGAGGGAGCUGCAGCUCCAGCCGCCACCGAGAACGCCUCGACCACCCCUUCGGCCGGGAAAGUGGAGGAAGAAGAAGAGGAGGAGGAGGAGGAAGAGGAGGAGGAAGAAUGAGGCUGGAGCUGAAGGAAGGAAGCCCUAGCCGCCCAGCAGAGCUGUGGAGUCUGAUGGAUGCACGUGACAGUCGGAAAAGCGUCUUUAAGAGACAUACCCGUUUUAUUUUAAAAAAAGAAAAAGAAAAAAAAACCCUCUCCCCCCAAAUCCUGUUCCUCUCCCCUGCCCUUCUGCCCUCCUAGCUCAGCUCCCAAGACUGGCCACACUGAGGUGUCUAGUCUGUGUCUUCUUCUCCCCUCCCCCCUCUUUCUCCUCCCCGGGUCCCUUGGAGUCUCUUAGCUGAGCUCCUCUACCCUGAGCCCGCAUAGGCCAGGGCCCCCCUGCCCAGUCGGUGCCCUCGGCCCCGUGGCUGCUAUCCCUACCCCUGGCCGAGGGAGCCCGACGGGUACACAGCGCUGGCGCUCAGAGAUACUACCUAACAGAGCCCUUGGGCUCGGUCACCCCCUGAUGAAGAGGGCCAGGGCGUCCAGGCGCCCACCAAACUACCUAAUAUGCCAACCCAGAGCUCUGGGGCUUCCGUUUCACAGUUCAGAAUUGUCUCUUUCAUUUUCCUUCCUGAGCGAAAGUGGGGGAGGGAGAGACAUUCUGACCCACACCAAUACACAAUACACGAUCACACAUAUACACACACACCUAGACAACCACUACACUCCAGCAAUGAUCUGUACUACCUAUCUGAUUUCCAAACUACCUAUUUGUUUGCUUCACCUACCUAGCUCCUUCAUUAAGACUGUGCUUUAGGAAUCCAAGAAGGAUUAGAUGCUAAAGAUGACUGAUUUAAAAAAGAAAGAAACAAAGAAAGAAAGAAAAAGAAAAAAGGGAAAAAGGGAAAAAAGAAAAGCAUAAUAUUUUCACAAAAGGCUUUUAGUCCACUUGACUGUGGAGGAGCGCUUCUUUUCGUAGCUUGGGCAGAGAACUGGGGACCAGGGCUCACUGGCUUCUAUUUAAAUUGAAAAGAAUAAUAAUAUAUUUAUUCCAAAGCGACUCUAAAUGAAAUCAUAUGCUGCAAACUCGCUUUCCUCUCCUUGCCUGAACAUUCCGAGUUCAGAAGAAAUGCCUCCGCUUCUGGGGAGGGGGCGAGGAGGGCACCCUCUUUCCCUUGGCUGGCACCCCAUUAGGCUUUUGCUUGGCCAACCUUCCGAGGGCUGCAACAUCCUCUGAACCAAGUUUCUGGCGAAAGUGACCAUCCCCCCACCCCGCCCCCCACUUAAUACACCUUCUCCUGCCCCUUCUCACCUCUCCACACCGCCCGCCCCUAGUCCUGACUCCUAGCCAGUGUUUAAUAUUGCUACCCUGCCUUUUCCUACACCAACAAAUCCUGUCUAUUUGACCGAGUUCGGGGGUCAUUUAUAUUGUCUUGAAGCUUAUUUGUAAGACCCCGUCCUGACUCGGGAAGGCUGUCAUUCAUUGGGAUACCUUUGUAGUGUGGUGUUUUGUUGCUAACUCCUGUAGCGAGGCAGGCUGGCUGGGCGGCUCUAACGCCCUGUGGAAGCUGCCCGGCCUUGGUCCCUGCCCCACCCUUGCCCCUGUCUCUGGUGUUCUCUCGUGUUCCCGUCCACACUGGCGCUGCCGUCUAUGUAGGUCUUGAGAGUCCCAACUGUGUGUGUGAACUCCAAGGAGGUGACUGUUCCAGUCUUGCCCCCGCCAAAUGUGGUUUAUGUUACAUAGAAAAAUAAAUGCAUAUAUGCUUGGUGACAA